Messenger RNA from Brassica oleracea var. oleracea, 594 nucleotides. RefSeq names its product putative BTB/POZ domain-containing protein At2g40440. The record is from RefSeq and is a predicted model, not a curated record. The transcript is spliced from 3 exons. Gene Ontology annotation, molecular function: protein binding. Bases 1 to 594 code for a protein of 197 amino acids. NCBI's taxonomy places the organism in Eukaryota, Viridiplantae, Streptophyta, Magnoliopsida, Brassicales, Brassicaceae.
AUGUUAACAAGGUCCAACAAGGACAUUUUCGUGCGUGGAUUUGCCAAGGCUUUGGAAGAAAAAUGGCAAGUCGAUGUACAACUAAAAGGAAGGGACAGUGAUGAGGGUGUAUCCAUCUUUGCACACAAACUUGUCCUGGCAUCAAGGUCAGAGGUGUUAAAGAAAAUACUGGAACUAGACGAGUUCAAAGCUCCAUCUCAACGCGAGACAGUCACUUUCUCAGAGCUGAAACAUGAAGAGUUAGAGGCUUUGGUCAAAUUCAUCUACAGUGACGGCUCUAAGCUUUCUGCGAAAGCAAAAGAACACGUUAGGUCACUCUAUGUUACAGCCGACAAAUAUGAGAUUCCACAUCUACGCGAUCUAUGCAGAAACGAGCUAGUAAAAUCUCUUAAUCUCUCGAAUGCUCUUGAAGUCUUGGAGCUCUCUUUGAUUCCUCUUGACAAUGCCCUCCACGAUGCUGCAUUUAGUUAUAUCAUAAAGAAUCUAAAGACGAUUGUUAACUCUCUUGAGUUCAAGUUGUUCGCUAACAGGAAUACAGAUCUUACUGUUGAAAUAAUAAGGGCUUUUAUGGCGCGUAGAAAUAUAUAUUAUUGA